AUGGAGCGACAGCGGCAUUUUAAGGAAACUGCCACGGGCGGUCUCAUCUUCGAGACAGUUUGGGAGGAUGCUGUUCAGAAGAGCUUGACAGGUGGCAGCGCUUUGCUCAUUGCCUAUGGGCCGGCAGGCUCUGGCAAGGGUCAUAGCCUGUUUGGCAAAGACGGGCUUAUCAUGAAGACGCACGAAUACCUUGAAGCGGAGCUGGCAAAGAUCAGCGCCACUUUGUGUGUGGAGUUUUUUGAGAUCGAGCAGGAAUUGGCGUACGAUCUCCUGGCCGAGGACACAACACAACGACACCGUGUACGCUGGGGAAAAGACAUGACGAAGGUUGAGGGAGUGGAGCCUUACAUCAUGGACGUGAACACCGCCUUGCUGAAGGGCCUCGAGGGACGAAACAAGCGACGCGAAGUGGGUUCAGGCCCUCCCAGCAUCAGGACGUCGCAAGUGUUCAACAUCCAUAUCUUCUUGGAGCACUGUGAAGUUCCAUCUCUUCUGCAGUUCCUCCGCUUGCCGGCCUCUGAUCCGCCCCGACGCCCAGAGAGUCUGCACUUCGAUCACUUCAGUGCCAUGUCCAAGUCCUUGGCGUCCGUGUCAUCGGUUCUUGAACGCCUCCAGCCGCGGGAAAAGCCAAGCCUUGUUCCUUGGAGGGAGUCUGCGGUGACGAUGCUUAUGGCCAAUGUCUUGCGCCGCGAGUUGCCACAGCUGGUGUGCCUGGGCACUUGCUCCGGUGCGGAUGAAGAGACCUGGUCCACUCUGCGGUUUCUGCGACGCGCGCGCUGCGCGUCCUUGGAGGCUUCGAAAAGAAGGCCACCAUAA
Messenger RNA from Cladocopium goreaui, 816 nucleotides. The record is from the annotation of a GenBank genome assembly. NCBI's taxonomy places the organism in Eukaryota, Dinophyceae, Suessiales, Symbiodiniaceae.